AAGAUGGAUGACACAACGUUCCAAUCUAGCAUCCACAUGCAUGUGAUAGCCUGUGUCAAAGCUUUGAUGAAUAAUUCGAAUGGACGGAAACACAUACUUGCCCAUCCAACUUGCAUGAAUGUUAUCUCACAAAGUUUGAGCACUGAAAACCUCAAGACAAAGACGAUGGUUUUGGAAAUCCUCGGAGGUGUGUGCCUCUUGCCUGGCGGCCACAAGAAAGUCCUGGAGGCCAUGCUUCACUUUCAGAAAUUUGUUGGAGAGAGAACUAGAUUUCAGACCCUCAUCGUAGACCUUGACCGAUCUUGGGGCAUCUAUGCAGAUGAGUUAUCCUGAGGAUUGCCAUCAUGUCUUUCAUUAAUGCCAUAAUCCGCUGGGGUCCUGGCGAGGACUCUCUGGAGUUUCGACUUCACCUUCGCUAUGAGUUCCUCAUGCUUGGUGUUCAACCUGUAAUUGAAAAGCUGCGAGGUCUUCAGAA
Molecule: messenger RNA, 475 nt
Organism: Cherax quadricarinatus
Lineage: Eukaryota; Metazoa; Arthropoda; Malacostraca; Decapoda; Parastacidae
Source: RefSeq, a predicted model, not a curated record